GGACCAAACUGCAGUCAAUACAGCUGAACAUCAAGGAUCAACUGAUGGAUGUCUAUAUCAAUGAAGGGGGACCAUCAGGUUAUCCUCACAAAAGGAAGAGUUUGGAAAACAGUACAGAAAGUAUUUAUGAAAACGUGAUGAUCCACAGUCUGGAGCCAAACAGAACUGGACCUGCACUCUCAGGUGCUGCAGAUGUGAAGAAGAGCCCCUGCAGAGCUGCUGCAGUGUGUCUGAGUCUGCUGUGUCUUCUCCUUCUGACUGGACUCAUAACUCUGGCUUGCCUGUUCACCAAAAGCAACUCUGAGUGGAAAAUGGAGUUGGUCCUGGUUCACAACAGUAACAACAACCUGACUAUGGAGAGAGACCAGUUACAGACCAGUAACAACAACCUGACUAAAGAGAGAGACCAGUUACAGACCAGUUACAACAUCCUGGCUGACGAACGAGACCGGCUCCAUAAAGGAGUUAAAGACAUGACCAAAAAGAUAAAUGAUCUUCAUAAAACGCUUCAAGCUUGCUAUUCCAAACAAGGAUGGACAUAUUUCAGAGGUAGUUUAUAUUACAUUUCUUCUACGACGGCACCCUGGCAACAAAGCAGAAGUGACUGUCAGCAAAGAGGUGCAGACCUGGUGAUUAUUAACAGCAAAGAAGAACAGGAAUUCGUAAGGCGUUUCCAAAAGGUCCUGUGGAUUGGACUGACUGACACAGAGACAGAGAGGAAAUGGAAAUGGGUGGAUGGGACUCUGCUGACUACCAGCUACUGGGCCCGUGGUGAACCAAAUGGACAUCUUUUUGGCAGAGAUGAAGACUGUGCAGAAAUAAUGAACUUUAAUUUGGAAAACAGCUGGAAUGAUGACUCCUGUUACCAGCAAAAAUCAUGGAUCUGUGAGAAGACAUGGCCUGUGUAACUCAAUGUAAAAUCCCAGGAGGUAACUAUAUAAUACAUGAAAAUAAUUAGCAUUUUCCAGUUUCAGCUAAAAUUGCUGAGACUGCACUAACAUUAUGGUUCACUCUUAA
Molecule: messenger RNA, 1017 nt
Organism: Epinephelus fuscoguttatus (brown-marbled grouper)
Lineage: Eukaryota; Metazoa; Chordata; Actinopteri; Perciformes; Serranidae
Product: C-type lectin domain family 4 member E-like
Exons: 6
Coding region: 45-908 (287 amino acids)
Molecular function (GO): signaling receptor activity
Source: RefSeq, a predicted model, not a curated record